UGCACUUCAUCCAAUACGGUAGAAGGUUUAGUUCAAAAGCGAUGCCUGACGCAGAUCUUCGCACUUAACAUACACUCGGAGUGAAUACUGGCGAGAGGAUUCCUAUAGAUAUGAGAAUUUAUGUCGCAAUGAAGCAUUUCUUGAAAAAAAGAACUCAAAACUGAUCGGAGAAUAUUGUUGUAGCAAAAUGGCCGCCCUAACCAACGUGUUCAACGACAAGGAGACCAGUAACUGGUUUAAGGCGUGCUUAGCGCUCAAUCUGACAAAGCAAGGACUGGUUAAAUUUUUGGAAACAGAAUUACAAAAUAUACAUGCCGUUGUCGGCAGAAGUUGUGGACAUUGUCACAUCGAAAAACUCAUAUCAUGUCCAACAAUCCCAUAUUGCAAAAAAAUUAAAAAGAAUGAUUGCCUUUUUCACAAAUCACAUAAACCUCAGCACUGCCAAACAUGUGAUACAGUGAAACAAAAUAUCGCAUCAAUGCACAGAUUUGGCGCGCCGUCCUGGCGGAACACUCGUGCAGAAUACUGGACAACAGACUACUGGGAAAUAGGCAAAUGUUUCCUUCCUCCCGACGGCUAUAGCAGUGUAUCUUCUGUUAAGGAAUCCGACUUUAAUGGUUUGAUAAACAUAAUGCUGAAUUGCAAACAUUUCGAGAAGUGUUUCUCCCCCGCAUGUCUGUCACCUCCACCUCCAGAUCCGAAAUGUUUGUUAGAAAAGAUCCGUAAGAUAGGCCGAGAUGUACGUCAUACAGCCGAAUACAAGUUAACCGAUGCUGAUCUGCAGAACAAUUUCCAAACAUUAUCCACGCUACUGACUGACCCAGUAUGCCUGUGGCAAGAUCCAUCUGCGAUGAUAGCGCUAAAGAAUCUUUUUGAUUUGCAGAAUGAUUGUACGUCCCAAAGCGAACUGGGUAAGCUGUUGAAGGAAACCAUCCAAACACAUGAACAGGCGAAAGAGGACUGCAAACUAUUGUUUACAAGGGUGGAAAAUACUCUGACAGAAGGCCUACACAAAUUAGAAGUCGAUAUACACGCUGGAGAACAACGAAUUAAAAGCAUAAUACACGAUGAAAAACAACGCAUUGAAAGCAUGACACAUGAUGGAAACCAUCGCAUUGAACGCAAGAGAGAGGAAGUAGAACAACGCUUUGAACAAAUGACAAAUGAGGGAGAAAAACGCAUUAGAAUAAGUACAAAUGAUGGAGAACAACGCCUUGAAAGUAAGGCAGAGGAAGUAGAACAACGCAUUGAACUAACGACAAAAGAGGGAGAACAACGCAUUAGAUUAAGUACAAACGGUGGAGAACAACGCCUUGAUAGCAAGACAGAGAAAGUAGAACAACGCCUUGAAGGAAUUACACAAGAUGGAGAACAACGCCUUGGAAUAAGUACACAUGAAGGAGAACAACGCAUUGAAACCAAGGCAAAUGAAGUAAAACAACGCCUUGAACGUAUGACACAAUAUGGAGAACAACGCAUAACAAGCAGGACAAAUGAUGGAGAACAACGCAUUGAAAACAAAGCAGAGGAAGUAGAAGAACGCCUUGAACAUAGGACACAAGAUGGAGAACAUUUCCUUGAAACCAAGGCAGAGGAAGCAGAACAACGCCUUGAACAUAGGACACAAGAUGGAGAACAACGCAUUACAAGCAGGACACAUGAUGGAGAACAACGCAUUAAACGCAAUACCCAGGAAGGGGAAAAACGCAUUGACAACAAGACAUCGGUUGGAGAACGUCGCAUUGACAACAAGGUUUAUCAUGGGGAACAACGCCUUGAUAAACAAAUACGUGAUGUGGAACAACGCCUCGAACAGUCAAAACAUAAAAAUGCACCUGAGGAUUACGAUCGAGGCGUAGCAGAACUUAUCCAAUGUAUCAAGAACUAUAACACCAGCAAAUUAAGUCACGUAACCAUAUCUGUACUAAAUGACGCCGUCGAUGAACUAUUACCAAUCUUUAUAUGCCGCCAAAAAUUAGCCUUGUGCGUAGAGAAAAAGGGAUGUAUACGAAAACAGGGAUUACAAAGUACAAGGAUAUGUUUUCAACAGAUGACCAAGUUAACACAAGAAUAUUCCUUCAAGGCGAUGCGGGUUCUGGUAAAACCACAUUCGCGACAAAGUUGGCCUUGGACUGGUGCUUAAACAAAUCAUGUGAACUUAGUCCUCCAAAGUCAAACUCUCAGUCCGAUGACACAGCUCGUAUGUUUGAUGAUUUAAAUGUUCUGCGAGACUUUAUGUUUGUAUUUCAUAUCAGAUUGAGAAAUUCGACUCAGUUGACUGACGUAACAGAAAUGAUAAAAGAACAAAUAAUAAACAAUAUACACCCAAAAGAAGAUCAUAAAAAUGCGUAUGCGCUUCUAAAUGAGAUCAUGAAACGUGAACGUUGCUUGGUACUAUUGGAUGGUCUAGAUGAGUGGACCGGUUCUGCAGGUCAUCACAACCUACCGACACUGGUUGAAAACCACAGCCGCUGUAUACUGUUGAUUACAACUCGACCUUGGAAAUUGGCUAAAGGAAAUGUUAAGAAUUCUGAUAUUGGCCAAUUAUUUCAGCUAGAAGGAAUACACGAUUAUUUCAAGCUGAGCAAAACUAUUCUGAGUUUUAUGGUAGAUAAAGAGGAAUUGGACGAAAUACAAAACGCAUUUGAGAAUUACAUACGGGCACUGAAGUUCGGCGCAUUAAUGUCAUCCCCAAUGAUGUUUUCUGUCAUCGUAUGUUCAUAUGUAGAAAGCAAAAAACUGAAAGGCUCCAUGUGUGAAAUAUACAGCCUCGUGCUCGAUAGUCUUCUGAAGAAGACGAGCAGUAAAAGGGAAUACUUUCAAAAACCUCAAUUUACAUGUUUUACAGAGACACAAUAUAUACAACCAAAUAUUCACAACGUAACCGACAUUGCUGAAGCCGCGUUUUGUUUGUUGUUUUCAGAUACACAGGAACGUUCGAUUGCAUUUGGUGCUAAAGAAAUAUACGCUUUAUUAGACGAUCCACAAACCGAAUUUGCUUUGAAAGCCGGCAUUUUAACAGAAACAAAGACAUUGUCUGUACUGAGAUCAUCAUCAACGUUUUCCUUUAUAAACAAAAACGUCCAGGAAUUCCUUGCUGCUUACCAUAUCGCCUGCAAUGAACACGUCAUUUAUGACGUCAUUUCUGAAAACCUCAAACGGCAACCAUAUCUUGAUAUCAACCUAGUUUUAUUAUUCCUGUGUGGAAUGAAAAUAUCGGCAGCGAAUGCACUCUCUCAAUUGAUGGAUGACUGUGCCGUGGCGGCUUAUUAUGCCAGAUCCAAAUGCAACUAUUAUUAUCAAGAAUAUGUCUGCGAUGGUUAUAUUGAGGGUGUUGCAAAUAUGCAGACUGAUAUUAACUUGCGACUAAGUCACUUUCGUUUCGGCAUUUCGACAAUGAACGCAGUUUUACAGAAUAUCUGGAAUAUGAACGCGCCAAAUGCCCUGACAUUAUAUGUUAAUACAGAUACAAAGAGAUCACCUGCGAGUGGAGGGUCUGAAUCUAGUAUUUUGAUUGACAUUUCAUCGUGCCACAAGUUGGAGAGAUUGUAUCUUUGUGGAAAAUAUAUAGGAUUCAAAGAUACUGGCAGUUCGGUCGAGGCGGAUAUUCUUAUCUGGAUUACUCUUAAAAGAUUAGACCCAGCACAGUAUGAAUACUCAACCACAUUACUUCCUUGUGUACAAUACAUUAGAUUCAUGAAUUUAAUAUGCUCUUCUACCUGGCUACGCAGUCUGUUCAGCGCGCUGCUGACACUCGAUCAUGAGGUCGAGUGUGAUUUUGUGAACUCUUACAUAACAUCAUGCGUAGAAAACGCAGCCAACUUAUCAUAUUCACGUUCAGAUAUGCUUUCAAUGAAACGCUCAUUCCUCCUCGCAUCUAUGACUUUUUUAAACAAUACAUUACACAUAGACUGGAUGGGGUAUGACAGUCCCGGUCUGUGUGAGGCUCUCCGUGGUCUAAAUAUCAGUAGUCUGCGUCUGCAUUAUAUGGUUACCUUUCUAGGUUGGUACCCAAAGUCAUUGUCACUGUCAUCACUAACACAACUAGAAACGCUAAUCAUUGAAGUGUACGAUUUCGAUUUCAAUUUCUUAGAGGCUCUCCAUGGUCUAUGCAUCAAGAAUCUGAGUCUGUAUAGUCAGGGUAAAAAAUUUAUAAACUCAGAGUCGUGGUUGGCGUCAAUACAGUCACUCAGUCAGCUGGAUACGCUUUCUAUUGACGUGCAAGCUAUCAAUCCAAGUUUGUGGAAGGCUAUUUACAGUUUGAAUAUCAGACGUUUAAUUUUGUGUGGGAGGGGUCUGUUGAGCGGUCUGGUAGUAAAUAAUGGACCGAGUUUGGUCCAGGCUAUCACAUCUAAACAAAUGGAAACAUUUUAUGUAGACGUGAAUGCCGAUCAUAACCUCUUAAAGGCGCUCUAUGGACUUGGUAUCAAAAGUCUCAGCCUGUGUGACCCUGGAGACCGUAUGAAAGUGAAACCGUUUCCGGAGUUGUUCAAGUCGCUUUCGUUGUUUAAGACGCUUAAGUCGCUCAAACAGCUUGAAAAGCUUAGUGUUAUCGUAAAGAGUGACAGUAUUGGUAUUUGGGUGUCUCUCCGUGGUCUAAACAUCAAGAGUCUUAGUCUGUGUGGUUGGUGUGGAGAUUUGACAGUAAAAUAUGUAUCGUUUUUAACACAGUCACUAUCGUCACUCACAAAGCUGGAAACGCUUAGUAUUAAAGCGUCUGAACACAAUCCCGGUCUUUGGAAGGCUCUCCAUGGUCUGAAUAUUAAGUGUCUUGGUCUUGAUGGUUGGAGAGGAGGUUUUGAAGUAGAACAUGUAGAUUCAAUAUCGCAGUCACUUUCAGCGCUUACAAAGCUGGAAACGCUAAGUAUUAAAGUGGAUAUUGAUAGCCCAAGUCUGUGGAAGGCAUUCCAUGGGCUGAAAAUUAAAGGUCUGAGUCUGGAAGGUUCAAAGGAAGGAUUGCGAGUGACACACCUAGAGCAAAUGUCGCAGUCGUUGUCAUCUCUCACGCAGCUAGAAAUGAUAAGUAUUGGCCUUUCUAGUGACAGUCACGGUCUGUGGAAAGCUUAUCGAGGUCUCAAUAUCAAGAAACUGAGUUGGUGGACGAUGCAUUGGAAAGUUAAAGAUGGAUUGUUGAUGGCAGAGUCGCUAACACAACUUGAAAAGCUUUUUAUUUGCGUUGAUAAAGAUAGUCCUGGUCUUUGGGAGAAUAUCAGUGGUCUAAAUAUCAAGGGUCUAACUUUGAGAAGUCAUUCUGAAGGCUUGUUCGUUAAGCAUGUAUCGCUGUUGUCACAGUCAAUAUCGUCGUUCAAAUACUUGGACUCGCUUACAGUACAUCUGCGCACAUAUAUCGACAUCAAGAUACUUCAGACAUUGAAGUGUUUAAAUUUCUACUGCGAUGCUUUGCUACCAUCGGAAUUACGCGAACUGCUUUACAAACUGUCGGCAAGUACUCAUACGUUUGAAGGUAACCUGGCAUUUAAUUGUGCUUCUUUCGAUGGUUUGUCUUUCAAACGAAUUCCACAGGAGGACUACAUCGCUUUUAAUCAUGAAAUGGGAAGCCUGAAGCAAGUUGCAGUCAAACGAUUUCGAAUAUAUGACCGAACGAAUCACUUCAUUAAGUGGAUUGAUUCUGAAGAUUCUGCCUGGUCUGAACGUGCAAAUAAAGUUGUUGUUGGUGAUGAUCAUGAUGAUGCUAGCGUUGAUGAUGAUGGAUAUACCUUUUACAUUAAAAGUAUAUCUCCAGAAAUCAUUAAUCGAAUUUCAAUGCGAUUUCAGAUUAUUCCAGUCAUGGUCAUAUGAAAGUAACAUAAAAAGUUUGGUCAAUGCCUUUAAUAGUUUAAGAUAAUUCCAGUCAGUGAAAUUAUACAUAACUAUGCAAAUAGUACGAAUAAAUACAUCACCAAUGCCUUUGUCAGUUUAAGAUAAUUUGUGAAUAAACGGAAUACCUUUUUGCAGGAUUAGAAAUUGAAGCUGAAGAUUUAGAGAAUCGUCUUUGUCAAUCAUCAAUCUAAAAUGAUCUGUUUAGCAAUGUUAAAAUAAAAUUAGGAAAUCGCCUUAUACCAAAUAUAUAAACUGCCGGUGUAACUUAUUGUCCAUUUUAAAUACUGGUAUGUUUCAAAAUCUUUACAUCCUGACAAUGCAGAUAGAGUAUAUUAGUCAAAAAACGUUAAGCAAUACUUGUUUUGUUUAUGUCUUUGCUUUGAUCAAAUUCGAACUUGGAAACGUUGAUAUUGUUAUUAAAACAAAUAGUUUUAGACAAAAUCUUUAAGAUAUAAAACGCAAAGAGAGUCACUGAAACACGCAUGAUGCAGUCGGUUCUCAGCACUUUAUAUAUAAAUAUGUAUAUAUAUAUAUUAUUUACCGAAUUAUAUUAAAGUGUUGAAAUGUCAAACACUCAUUUGAAUUGCAUAAUCAAAAUUGCGCGUUUCAAUUAAUUAUUUCGAAAAUUCAAGACGUAGUAGUGUUAAGUGAGAAUUAUAUUGUGUUUGUGUUGCACUGACAUAGUUUUAAAACUGGUAAUAUUAUGUGAUUGUCAUUUAUUUUAAUUAUAAACAUAUACCGAAUGCUCAUGAUGAUAGAUCAAGCCUUUCUAAUUUGAAUAGGUGAAUGUAAGAUGUAAAUAAAAAGUCAAGCGGGCAAUAUGCCUCCUAUGUUAUUAAAUUGUUAAAGGCAUACAAUAGCAAUUUAGACACCUGUAUAAAUGCAGUAUUUAUAUUUGAUUACAAAACAUAUUACACGACCAAAUGUUUAUAUUCAUAUGUUCACUUAUAAUUGUUCUUAUGUGUAUUUAAAUAAUUUAAAUAAUAUGUUUUGUGUAUGUUUGUUAUCGGAAUAAUUAGAAAUUCGCUCGCACAAGUUUUCAUAGAAGGAGAGAAGCAUAAUAAGAAAAAAAACAACAUGACGUCAAAGUCGUUCAUGUUUGUUGCUACUAGAGAGCAAUAAAUAUGCCUUCAUAAAAGACCUUAACUGUCAACAAUGUUUGUGUUAUGUGUAAAUUUUAUUAUAAAUUUGUUCAUGGGAUACAUGCCUUUAGUUUAAUGACCGAGAAUAGUAAUUGUCAUUUCAAUCGUUAAGUUUGAAAAUACCGUGACAUAUUAACGUAACAAAAUAAAAUGUAACUAAGUACUAUGUGACACUAUUUAUAUUUUGCUGCUACAUGAAAGAAUAGUACAGGUCAGUUGAUUAGACUUGUGGUAAAAGUCAUUAAAGUGGCUUUUAUGUAACUAUUAUAGGCCACACUUAUAUAUUCAUAUGCACAUUUUAAUAAAUCGCAUAAAAUUACAUUUUUUGGUGUUGAGUGUAAUAAGCGCGUGGCUAGAGAAACGUUCAAGACAACGUUCAAAAUAAUGGGAACUCCGUUUAAUUUCGAAUGGAAUGUAGCCGAUAUGCAAGAUAUUCCGAUCAAAUUGAUAUCUUCGCGGUUGACGAAAACAAAAAACAUGGUCGAUGAAGUGCAACUGCGGCUAAUGGUGCAUGGCUUCUCAACAAAAAUUCUGGCGUCCACAAUUUAUAGGUUUCUGUUCAGGUGGCCGUAGAACAAAUACAUUUGUUAAUUAAAUGUAUUCAAAAUAGAUAACAACAUUAUUUUCGGUUUAUCAACAUUGUAAGCAAUAUGGUUUUGGUGUCAAUGAUGCUUCCUAUCGCAGAUGAUUGAAAGCUGUUUCGAAUAUUAUGAAAAAUAAACAGGUGUAUGAAAGCGAUUUUAGAAAUCAUGUGGUGCUUUCAAAAUCAAGUUCGAUCAGAAGUUUCGAACAAUUAUUUCUUUCGCGUUAAAGGCAUAACUGCAAGCGAACACGAACAUGAUUUUCACCAAACCAAACAAAAGUGCUCGCUACAAUGCAUAUCGGGAUGUACGAAUUGUUAGGUCAUCAGUGAUGAUGUCGUUACAAGCGUAUGUAGACAUUUCGACCAGAUGAACACAACGUUGGCCGUCAAAGAAACACCGUCAACAGAUUUGGUUUGGAUUCGCAAUGAAUCAACGAGAGGUAAAAUUGAUUGUUUUUCUCUUUUAUUUUUAAUAAGACGGAAUUGUUUUUUAUAUAUUUUUUCCUCAGUAAUUUUCUUUUUCAAUUAACUUUGCUUCUAGCUAUGGCGGAAACGUAUUUCACUUGAAGCAUUACAUUUUAUAAUUUUAUUUGAAGGUCAGAAAUCUUCUUUUGUAUCGGUGCAUAGCAAAAUCAUUGUAUACAAUGUUUACCAAUAAAGGGCGCAGUGACACUUUAAUGUAAUUGUGUCAUCGGUCGGUAAAAAUAAAAUAAAUAACACGUUUUGUAUGAAAUUAAAAAACAACAACAAAGAUUAUUGAUUUAUAAUUACAAUGAUAGUCUUCCCAGUUCGACGUGCCCGUGACGACGGGAUCUCGUUUGAACAUGCGCCAACGGUUUGCUCGAACCUGGGUGGUCACUUGGCGAACACCAGCGACCUACAGGCGGCACACAGACUAGGUCUUAAUUUUUGCAGAUGUGGCAUACUACGUAACAACUCUUCCCGCUACAGCGCCCUUUACAACGGUACGAACUGCUCAGACUAUGCCACUGGCGGGCUUCCGCCGCCGACUAUCGUCACGUGCAAGUUGCCGACGUCUAACGCGUAUCUGUCGCCGGCACCGCUUGCGUACUGCGUUUUUCGAAGGGACGUGCAAAUUGUGUUUUUUUAAGAGACUUGCGUAUUGCGUUUUGAAAAGAUACUUGCGUACUGCGUUAUGUAAAAGAACCAUCUUGUCAAAUUAUGUAAACAUAUUUUUUAAAGGGGCAAUCUUUGUCUAAAUAAGUGAACGUAAAUUCAAAAGAGGCAA
Messenger RNA from Dreissena polymorpha, 8794 nucleotides. RefSeq lists its product as uncharacterized. The coding region runs from base 1963 to 5799 and encodes 1278 amino acids. The transcript is spliced from 7 exons. Lineage: Eukaryota; Metazoa; Mollusca; Bivalvia; Myida; Dreissenidae. The record is from RefSeq and is a predicted model, not a curated record.